AUGUCUGAAACGAACUCGCCUAAUUCGAAACCUGGUGGUGCAAACAAGCACUACUCGUCUAUGCUUCUGCGCACUGCUGGGCUUGCCUGGCGCUACAAGAAGACAUCACUGCUCGUCGCCGGCAUCGCUUACCUAGCCGUAAAGAACAAAGUCAACGCCGCCAAGAAAGAUAUCUCCGAGAACAUCAUCGACGGCACUGUGCUAACCUGGCGACUGAACGGCGGCUCCAUUGUCGAAACCACGGCGCCGACGCAUUUCGGCAGCGCCAGUAUGAUCAGCAAACUGAUCAAGCGGCUGUCGGGCGGGCCCAAGGAGAUGACCAUGCUGGAGGCGCUAUUGGCCCUGGAGAUGGCCGCUGAAGAUCCGCGGGUAAAGUCCCUUGUGGUACGUGUUACGCCAGAAGUCACCGGGGCCGGGGCCAAGGGAAAUGAGCCGCUGUCGAUUGGCCUGGGCAUUGCCCAAAUCCAGGAGCUGCGCCAGGCGCUGGCCACGUUCAGGGCCAAGAAAGAAGCCCAGAAGCAGCAGGCAGCUGGAAUGGUAGACAAAGACUUGGGUCGCACGUACUUCUACAUUGACUCGUUUGACGACCAGGCCACGUACUAUCUGGCCUCAGCUUUCAGCGACAUUAUCGUGCAGCCGACCGGCUAUGUUCCGCUGAUAGGACUCUCAUCGACGCAGUUUUACUUCAAGCGGCUGGGGGACAAGAUUGGCGUCAACGUGCACGUCGAGGCGCGCAAGGAGUACAAGAGCGUGGUUGCGCCCUACUCGGAAGAGUCGAUGCCCGAGAAGCACCGCGAAAAUCUGAUGAGCCUGCUGACGUCGCUCAAUGACACGCUUGUUGCCGAUAUUGCGCUGGCACGGGGACCAGCCAUUCUGAAGCAGACCGGGCAGGAGGGCAGCGAGGACGGCGCUCCGCUGACUGCCGCCGAUGUCGUUCGCCGCGCGAUGGAGGUUGGCCCGCUGCCUGCCAUUGACGCUAUCAACGCGGGGCUGGUCAGUGAGCAGGGAUAUCCAUUCGGGAUCGCAUCGAUCAUCGGCCCGCGCAAGCCUAUGCUUGUGUCGACGUACAGCAGCAAGCGGCGCGACGAAAUCCUGUCCAAGGAGAUGCACGAUGACCCGGCCGGCAGCAGUGGCAAGCAAGGCUCACUGAUGGGCAGCUUUAAACAGGCGCUCGGCAGACCCGACAUAAAGAAGGUCGCGCAGUCGCUCGAGCUACUCAUUCCGUCGCGCCCGGUCACCGUUGGCGUCGUUUACCUAAUGGGGACCAUUGAGCGGCUAGGCCCGCAGGGCUCGCAUUCGGUCGCCGCCUCGCUGCUGCAGGCGGCCAAGGAUCCGCAGGUGUCGGCGAUUGUCCUGCGCAUAGACUCGGGCGGCGGCGACGUUAUUGCCAGCGACACCAUUGCGGCAGCCGUCGACUAUGUACAAACGCACUUUGCCAAGCCCGUCGUUGCCAGCUACGGCAACGUGUCGGCAUCGGGCGCGUACUACUCAUCGACAUCGUGUAAGCGCAUAUUCGCCAGCCCCGGCACCAUCACGGGCAGCAUUGGCGUGGCAGCGAUGCGCCCGGUGUUCACCAGCAAGCUGAUGGACUUUAUCGGUACCAACGUUGAGGAGCUGUACACGGUUGAUAAUAAGUGCAACUCGGUGUUCCACGCGCCUGAGGGCGCUGUGUUGGAGAGGUACCAGCGCAACGUUGACCAUAUUUAUAGUGACUUUACUGCGCGCGUCGCCAAGGGCCGCGGGUUCACUGGGGAGCAGGCUGAGAGUGUUGCGCGCGGCCAGGUGUUCACGGGUGUGCAAGCGCUGGGCAAUGGCCUGGUUGACGAGAUGGGCGGCUUCACCAGGGCCAUCGAGGCUGCGGCACAGCUGGGCCACGAGGCGCGCGUAGAUAUUGCGAAGAAGCUUGUGGAGUUUUAUGUGGAUCGCUCGAAUAACACUGAGAUUCAAAAAGCCGUUGCGUACGAGCAGUUUGCGUCUGUCGAUGAGGCUGUCGAGAAGAUCGCUUUGGCUUCGAAAGGGAAAAAGGCCACGGCCACGACCGAUGCCAAGCCUGUCGUUGCUAUUGAGCUCAAGGUGGCCAAGGGCGAUGAUCAAGAAGCAGCUCUUGGUGCGGUCAAACAUGAAGGGCCGCCGGUAUUCAAGGCUGACAUUUUGAAGAAUGUCAAAGUCAAAGAAUUCCCUGAGUCUGUGUCGGCGACAAAGAGCCUUAUUUCAAGACUUGUUUUCGGGUCUUCAGACGAUAAAGAUAAUGGCACCAGCGGCAGCAGCACCAGUGCAGCGCUUGAUGAUUACGUUGGCGGCCCGCAGAUGAUGUUCAGCAAUAUUGUCAGCAGCGCAGUGUCGGCGGCAAUCAGAAACGAGAUCAAGCAGAUUCUCUCGCAGGACCCGAGCUCUAUUGCCUCGUCGUUGGCGCAGACUGCUCAAGAGCACAGCCGCAGCCAGGUGCGCGCCGAGGCGGACCAAGUAAAGUUUAAGUAA
Molecule: messenger RNA, 2478 nt
Organism: Kickxella alabastrina
Lineage: Eukaryota; Fungi; Kickxellomycota; Kickxellomycetes; Kickxellales; Kickxellaceae
Product: peptidase family S49-domain-containing protein
Exons: 1
Coding region: 1-2478 (825 amino acids)
Biological process (GO): proteolysis
Molecular function (GO): peptidase activity
Source: RefSeq, a predicted model, not a curated record